Molecule: messenger RNA, 858 nt
Organism: Ostrea edulis (European flat oyster)
Lineage: Eukaryota; Metazoa; Mollusca; Bivalvia; Ostreida; Ostreidae
Exons: 6
Coding region: 72-821 (249 amino acids)
Cellular component (GO): membrane
Molecular function (GO): wide pore channel activity
Source: RefSeq, a predicted model, not a curated record
UUUUAACAAAGGAAUGCAUGUGGUGAUUAAGAGAUUUGUCUCAUUUUCUGUAGUGCAUUUCAAAAUCGGAAAUGGCAAUCAUCUUCAUGAGACUACAGAAUUUUGGAAAUCAUAAUUACUCCCCUUGUUUGAAGAUGGCUUCUUUCUCUGUUAUGAAAGCAGUCGUCAUCCUUUGCCUGGCAUCGACCAUCUCAGCAGUCAAAUGGCCACAAGGGACGUAUACGUUGGUAAAACCAGUUACCGGGUGUCCCCCGGGGUGGUUGGAGGGAUGGAGAUUUCAGGACAAUGAAAACGAUUAUAAUGCCAACUAUAUUAACAGAAAUCCCCAUCACUACUACGGCAUAUAUGGUACUAAGCCUAGAGAUUUGAAAUUUUCCUACUGUACCAAGGACGCUCAUGACUUUAACGAAGGGGGCAAUUGGCCAGCUGGAGAUUAUUGCAUCUUUAGACAAGGACCCUCAUGUCCUGCAGGUUUUGAUACUGGAGCUGUUUUUUGGGAUGACGAAAACACCAUGAACAUGAACAGAUACGGAGGAGUUUUACCCGAUGGAAACUAUAACAAUGAUACCUACAUUAACUUUUGCUGCAGAAAUGAUGGUUAUUGGAUGAACCCAAUCGAGCUUCCGACCACUCAACCAUUUUUUCUGUUGAGACACGCAUCCCAUUGUCAGACAGUGAAAGGAAUGACCAUCAUAGAAAUUGGUGUCUACUUUGGCAACGAAAUAAACUAUAAUAACGAUGGUGCGUUUGGAAACCAUCCAUAUCUAUUCGAAGUCCAUGGGCACCAAUUAUUCAUCGGGUACUGCUACUAUCAUCCAUAGUAUCAAUAAAACUUGACCACAUGGCAUUCUUAUCGUA